Eubalaena glacialis (North Atlantic right whale) is the source of this 786-nucleotide messenger RNA. RefSeq lists its product as uncharacterized. Lineage: Eukaryota; Metazoa; Chordata; Mammalia; Artiodactyla; Balaenidae. The transcript has 4 exons. The record is from RefSeq and is a predicted model, not a curated record. Bases 1 to 786 code for a protein of 261 amino acids.
AUGGCCUGGGGGUGGGGCCCUGAUGCCCUCCCUCCGCAGAGUGGACAUUCAGAGGCAGGGGACCCACCUCAGAUCUGCCCACAGUGGCUUCCUCCGGCUCCUCUCCUGUUACUAGGGCACCAGGACUACUCCCCGCUGGCCAGUCAGGGGGAGGCAGAGGCCCGCUCAGACACAGGGACUGAGCCCACGCUCCCCCGCCCACUCAUCUUCCCAUCCGGGAGCAGCCCUCCUUCUGCAAACAGGCCCAGCAGCCUGGGCUUCAUCGCACCUUUGCCACAUGAGACAACAUGGGUCCCACCGCAGCUGGCCCGGGAGCCCACCCCGGAGCCCGGACCCGAGCUCGACGCUCCCAGACCACCCUCAGGACCCUCCCUCCCCGUGACUACCCCCCAGCCCCGUCUUCUGCCCCUCUGCGGCCCCGGAGCCCUCCUUCUGCAGUCCAGCCCGCACCCACCCUCGGGCUCGCCCCCUGGCCCGACCCUGACACAGUCCCCAUUCGCAGCCCGCCGGAGCCCUCCGCCCCACCCGGGUCCCGUCGCCUGUCCCCAUGGCCUGAAGCUCCCCAUCUGCGCCCCCGCCCGGCCUCCGCAGACCAGCGCCCGCUCCCACGUCGUGAUGCGCGCCCACACGGAGUGCGGGGCCCUGGGCAUCACGACCACCCGCCGGGUGUGUGACCUCGGGCCGCCUGUGCGUCCGGGGAGCCUCACACCCUUGCUGGGUUGGCUGCAGAGGUGGGGCAACGUCACGGCCUCGCCUCCAGUCGGGGCGCCCACCAGCUGGGGCUGA